UCUAUAUAAAGAGCUGAAAAACCUUUGGCAGUCCUCUUUUGUUUUGUGCUCAAUUCUGCAGAGAUCGUCACUGCUUGAAGACGGCUUGCUGCUUUAGCGUAUCUGAUCUCUGCAAAUCAUAAUGUCUUUGGUCGCAAAUGAUGAGUUUCAGCAUAUUCUCCGUGUGCUGAACACAAAUGUUGAUGGUAAGCAGAAGAUAAUGUUCGCUCUUACCUCUAUCAAAGGUAUUGGGAGGCGAUUGGCUAACAUCGUCUGCAAGAAGGCUGAUGUCGACAUGAACAAAAGGGCUGGUGAGUUAUCUGCAGCUGAAAUCGACAACCUGAUGACAAUUGUCGCAAAUCCAAAACAGUACAAGAUCCCAGACUGGUUCCUGAACAGACAGAAAGAUUACAAAGACGGAAAGUACUCCCAAGUCGUCUCCAAUGCCCUUGACAUGAAGCUCAGGGAUGACCUUGAACGUCUCAAGAAAAUCAGGAACCAUCGUGGUCUGAGACACUACUGGGGUCUCCGUGUUCGUGGACAACACACCAAGACCACUGGUCGCAGAGGAAAGACUGUUGGUGUGUCAAAGAAGCGUUAAGCAAGCCUAUUGUUGCUAGUUACUGCUUUAUUGGAUAUGCUUCACAAGGAUCGAUUUUGAUUUAUGUUUCUUCUUCGAACUAGUGUUUCAGACACCUUUUGAAUUUAGUUUUGGAACCUUUGCAAUCUUAUGAUCUUUCUUUGUGUUACACAUGUGCCUGCUUUCUGUAUUGUUAGCUAUUAUUGUGGCUUUCAAGUUAUUACAGCUUAAACAUAAA
This is a messenger RNA of Brassica oleracea var. oleracea, 797 nucleotides long. Its product is annotated as 40S ribosomal protein S18. Gene Ontology annotation, cellular component: small ribosomal subunit; ribosome; cytosol. Bases 122 to 580 code for a protein of 152 amino acids. Gene Ontology annotation, biological process: translation. The record is from RefSeq and is a predicted model, not a curated record. Gene Ontology annotation, molecular function: structural constituent of ribosome; RNA binding. NCBI's taxonomy places the organism in Eukaryota, Viridiplantae, Streptophyta, Magnoliopsida, Brassicales, Brassicaceae. The transcript is spliced from 4 exons.